AGGGGGCGUGAGGAGCGUGUAGCUCGGAGCCCUAGAAGAGCGGAGAAACCCCAUAUAAAAACUACUGGGGACAUUUCCCAGGCAGAACUGCUAAAGCUCUGGAGACAGCAGCACCCGCGGCGGCCGGGCACAAGCGCUCCGCGCAGCGAGCACAAAGUCAAGCACCCGGACAUCUCGCCAGAGGGACGGAGCAGCCAGUGCUCAGGCUCCCGAGAGGAGACGGCUCCGGACCAUGGCUGACGAUGAAAGCGCCCCCAGCUGCAGCGGCAGUGGGACUUGCCCGGGCAGUUGCGGCGAGAACCCUCAUUGCAACGUGCUGAGCUGGGAGCAAGUGCGGCGCUUGGAUCGCAUCCUCAGCGAGACCAUCCCCAUCCACGGCCGGGGCAACUUCCCCACGCUGGAGAUGCAGCCCCGGCAGAUCGUGAAGGUGGUGCGGAGCCGCCUGGAGGAGAAGUGCAUUGCCCCCAGCCACAUCCUGCACCAAGACAGUGGCCUGGGCUACAAGGACUUGGACCUCAUCUUCUGCGCAGACCUCAAAGGGGAAGCCGAGUUUCAGACUGUGAAAGACGUGGUCUUGGACUGCCUUUUGGAUUUCUUACCGGACGGAGUUAAUAAGGAGAAGAUCACACCGCUUACCCUCAAGGAGGCUUAUGUACAGAAAAUGGUAAAAGUAUGCAAUGAUUCAGACCGAUGGAGUCUCAUCUCCUUGUCCAACAACAGUGGCAAAAACGUGGAGCUGAAGUUUGUGGACUCCCUGAGGAGGCAAUUUGAGUUCAGUGUAGACUCUUUUCAAAUCAAAUUAGACUCCCUUCUGCUUUUUUAUGAAUGCUCAGAGAAUCCCAUGACUGAAACUUUUCACCCUACCAUCAUGGGUGAAAGUGUCUAUGGGGAUUUCCAAGAAGCCUUUGAUCACCUCUGCAACAAGAUAAUUGCCACGAGAAACCCAGAAGAAAUCAGAGGAGGUGGCCUUCUUAAGUACUGCAACCUUUUGGUAAGGGGCUUUAGGGCUGCCUCAGAAUCUGAGAUUAAGUCCCUUCAGAGAUACAUGUGUUCCAGGUUUUUCAUUGACUUCUCAGAUAUUGGAGAACAGCAAAGAAAAUUGGAGUCUUACUUGCAGAACCACUUUGUGGGACUAGAAGACCGCAAGUAUGACUAUCUCAUGACCCUUCAUGGUGUGGUGAAUGAGAGCACAGUGUGCUUGAUGGGACAUGAGAGGAGACAGACUCUAAAUCUUAUCACCAUGCUGGCCAUCCGUGUCCUUGCUGAGCAAAAUAUCAUCCCCAAUGUGGCCAAUGUCACCUGCUAUUACCAGCCAGCUCCAUAUGUAGCUGAUGCCAACUUUAGCAAUUACUACAUUGCCCAGGUUCAGCCGGUAUUUACCUGCCAGCAGCACACAUACUCAACUUGGUUGCCCUGCAAUUAAGGACCAUUUUAAGACAUCUGAUGGGGAGAACUUUUUCUAACAAACAGAAAGGAGUGAUACGCUCCUUAAAAUGGGGUGCUUUGUGCAAUGAUGAUCUGCUCUAGCUUUCAAGUUUGGUAAAGCUUGUGGUUCUUCUUAUAAAUUAUGUGAGUAUGAUCUAGAAAAGAAGCAGAAAUAAUUGGAUUCUACCCCAGAGCACAAGAGGCCUGUCAUUAAAAGCAAAUAGCUUCCCCUGAAAUAAACAAGGGAGGAAUGCUUGAUGACAAUAUGGGUUGGCAAUACCUGCUUCCCAUAGCUUUGGCAUAGAGAAGGUUGGAAAGCCUUUCUUAGAAUGGGAUAUGCAAAAGGGAGAAUAUGAAAAACAAACAAACAAAAACAAAGCAAUUUGCUUGCGUAUAUUCAGGAGUUAAAAGUAGAGGCAUAGAGCAGAGAUAAGUUGAAAUAAAAUGUAUAUUGGAAUUACUGCAUUUGGGGCUUGCAACAAGUGCUGUCUAUGGAAUGAUUGUAUAGAAUGUAUAGCUUGCUUGAAUAGAACGCUUUAACAGAAACAGCUUGCUCCAGAUGAACAGUAGGAGAUUGGUGCAGUUAUCAUAAAACCAGAAAACAUAUGAUGAUGAAGUCCAUAAUUUCCAGUUGCAUGCGUGCUUCACAUUUUAAAAAAUGUGGAAAUGCAAGAAGAACAGCUGCAGCAAACAAAACAUGCUCAAGGACCAAAGAUUUCACAAAUAAGUUAUUAAAGCAAAGAAGAUAUGGUAGAAUAUAAAAAGAUGUUACUAUAUUUGUAUACACCAAUGUUAAUCAAAAGUGCCUGAUGCCUUCAGAAAAUUUGAAGUGAGAAAAAUAUAGUUUUGUGGGUUUUACCAUGCAUUUUGUUUUUAUCAGGGACACAGGAAGACAAACAAAACAAAAAGAAAAUCCCAAGCUUGUGAAUCAGUGGUUGAGAAAAUGCCCUAUUUUUCCUUGGCAAAUGCUUGUAUAAAAUUAAUAUUGUCAGUGUGAUGUUAGGUACGUGUGUGUAUGUGUGUAUAUAUAUGUUUGUGUGCAUAAAUAUAUAUGUAUACGUGUAUGUAUAUAUAUAUAUAUAUACACACAUACAAUGUAUAUAUUAAAUGUGGUCUAGGAAAAUGUAGCACUUAAGGAAUGUUUAAAUAAAGUACUGUGUGUUUUCCAGUUUGCAACAGGAUGUCAUAGGACAGUGGGCACUUUGCAGUGAAUUUGUAACCCACACCUGAAAAUUUGCAGUAAAUGAACCAGUCAGGAUUAAGGUGGGAUUCAAAUAAUGUCUUUGGUUGCAAGAACAAAGAUUACAGUAAUUCAGUGAGUUGCUUGUGAGCCAUAAUAAUUCCACAAAUGGAUAAACAUUUGAUUAGCUGAUUCUUUUAACACAUUUUGUACUGUAAUACCAUUUUGACAUUUAACCCACUAAUUUUGUGACUGCAUACCUCCAUGAUGUAUAAUUCAGUGGAACGUGGAUCAAAGAUAGGCUAUUUAAAACCCCUGACAGCUAAAGAAUAUUGUAUUAGUUGGUCAUUUGAACACUAAUUGUUAAUAUUUAAUGGAAUAUUUUAAUAGAAUGCAUUAUGCAUUCCAGGACCACUAGAAUUUAGUAAAUGUGAAAUGAACCCUUUUUAAAAGUGUUGCACGGUUGCUUAAAAUUAUAUUUUAUAUAUAUAUAUUAUAUUAUAUUUUUAUGCAAAUAUUAAACAUCUUUGAUCUGGUUGUCACACUGCAUUUACAAUUUUAGUACUGUACUUUAUUUAAAUGGAAUCACUUUACAUUGGAACUAUAACUAUUCACUUUCAUUUCUUCACCCAAGAGACAAGUAGGGGAGACUGAUGGAUGUGGGGGGAGAGUGAAGAAAUAAACCAUUUUGCAGUUUUUCACUUCAGUGACACAUCUUGGGGGAGAGCCGGGUGGGUGGAUGAGUAAUUCUUCUUCUUACAGUUGUUGACUUUGAAAUCCCAGUGCAUUAUUUUCUGCAUUGUUUAAGUUUCAGGUAAAAGAAAAUUAUGUUUAUGUUUAAAAAUGUAUUUGGAAAAGAAACGUAUCUUGGCAGUGUCUUCUCCCCUUGACAUUACAGAGCUACUAAGACAAGUUUAUUUUUGCCACCCUUUGCACUUUUAUCUUUGAAAGCAAGUUUAACAGGAACAUAGUUUGCUUACUGAAGCACCUUUCCUGUGAGUUCUUCAGGAUAUGUAAAAGCUAUUUCAUUGCCACUCGUGUUUACUUGGGAGUCCUUGUGCCUACCUUCUCUUUCCUUCCUUCCUUCCCUCCAUUCCACAUUGGCUGCAGUCUGCUUUUUUUCCCCCUCUCCUUCGUCAGAGGAAGGCCUUUCUUGAUUAAUUAUGCAAAGGAAAUGUUUGUUUCCCAUGGCCUAUUGCUUCAAGCUGUAGAUCAAGACUGAGAUGUAGUUGUCAGAAUCAGAGUACUGCCUGUAGCUGUUUGAAGGGUUUUCUAACGGAAGCUAAGAGGGGGGCUGGGGAAAUAGGAUCAGCUGGUAAUGUGGUAUGUCCUCGCUUACCACAACUAUUUGCUGCAAAUAAAUGAGUCAUCCAUGAUUUUAAAAGGGUUUUGGGAUCUAUUGCUGUGCCACAACCACAAAAAGCUGAUAAUACAUGAGACAAUGUACUUUUCCUUUGGAGGGCAGCCUUUUUCCAUUGCUGCUAAAUGUUUUUUGAUUUGUUUCCCCUUUCAGCUCAAAUGUUAUUGCUUUUUAUGAUUGACAGUAGCUAUUCAUCUUGUAGUUAUGCAACAGGCCUCAGCCUACUGUAUCUUUCAGUACAUAUAUAAUAUGUUUUUGAAUAUAUUAUAUGAGUAUUAUAGACCUAUUUUGCAUAUGUAAAUGAACAAGUGGUAGAACUGGUAGGAUUUUGUUUUUACUGUGGCUGGUAGUUUAAAAGUUGUCUGGAGUUAGUGAUGGGAAUGAGCCAUGAGUUCAGGUCAAGAGUAAAAUAAGAACAUCUUUUCAAAGCUGAUUGCUUGUGUGAUUUGCACACCUUUCAUUUCAUAAAGUCUAUUUUUUCUCUCUCUUUCUUUCUCUCACUUCUGUAUACUAGCACUUUUACAAGAAAAAACAAACGCUUGGUAUUCUGUAGGCUUCACUUUCUCAUCCAAUCAAUAUUUCAGCUCAGAACUUGCUGAAGAAAAAGUAUCCCUUUAAAAUGCUGAACUGAUUAAAAAGGUUGACCUCAUUACAGUCAAAUUGUUGUGUGACAGUUGGAUUUAUUGGUAAUCAACAGGGAGCUAAACUUUUUUUUAAUAUAAAUAUAAUGAAACAUCUGAGAGUUUUUAAAUCAGAUUAUUUUCUAAUAUGUUGAAAAUCCCCCAAAUGCAAGAACUUUAUUUUAAAAAUAGAAGGGGAAGUAAAAACACUAAUGAAAUCAUAUAAUAUAUUUCCAUACUCCCUUUUAUGUACUUAAAAACAAUUUGUUGCUUAUGUUACACAAAAACCUUCAAGCCACACUUAUAAGCACAUCUUGUUAAAUGCUCUGCAUAUGAAACAUAUUAUGUUGGAUGCUCAUGCUAGUUCAGAAGAAGCUUUUUGUUGCUGUUGUUGUUUCAUUGAGAAAAUGAAAUGUAGAGGGUAAAACUGCAGCUAUAAGAAAAGGAAAGAAAACAUAAUGACACAUUCAGCAUUUAUUUGAAUAUACUCUUUUGUGUGGUUUUCUUUUAGCAGACAAUUUCCACUGCAAGAAAGAAAAUCCAUGUACUAUCUUGCUGUUGUAAUAAUGGCUUGCUAACUAAGUAAAUAUCAAAAAGGCCUGCACAUUUCAAUUCAGCUUGGCUGAAGCACUGCAAACUCUUGCAGUCUGUAGGAGGCUGUGCACAUUUGAUCUCCCUCAGAAUUCCAUACAAGUGUUGCCUUCUGUGAGGCAUCCCGUUGCAGCAAAUUGCUCCUUGGAUUGCUCUUGUGGAACAUUUUGACUAUAGGCUCUGUCACAGACAGAAAAAGAGCUGAUGGAAAACAGACUCUAAGAGCUGAAGUGUUUGCAUCAGUGCUAGAGGGAACAGAUUGUGAAUUUUGUUUACAGCAUCCAAUAUUUGGAUUUUUUUUGUAAAUAAAAAGAAGUUAUUUUUUUCUAUU
Molecule: messenger RNA, 5507 nt
Organism: Pelodiscus sinensis (Chinese soft-shelled turtle)
Lineage: Eukaryota; Metazoa; Chordata; Testudines; Trionychidae
Gene: TENT5A
Product: terminal nucleotidyltransferase 5A
Biological process (GO): mRNA stabilization
Molecular function (GO): RNA binding; poly(A) RNA polymerase activity
Source: RefSeq, a predicted model, not a curated record